This is a messenger RNA of Girardinichthys multiradiatus, 2914 nucleotides long. RefSeq names its product LIM/homeobox protein Lhx1-like. Lineage: Eukaryota; Metazoa; Chordata; Actinopteri; Cyprinodontiformes; Goodeidae. Gene Ontology annotation, cellular component: nucleus. The transcript is spliced from 5 exons. The coding region runs from base 473 to 1687 and encodes 404 amino acids. Gene Ontology annotation, biological process: regulation of transcription by RNA polymerase II; neuron differentiation. Gene Ontology annotation, molecular function: RNA polymerase II transcription regulatory region sequence-specific DNA binding; DNA-binding transcription factor activity, RNA polymerase II-specific. The record is from RefSeq and is a predicted model, not a curated record.
ACAGCCUUCCUCUCAGGCUCAGACCUCAUCAGAGGAAAAGAGGAGCACAAGCAACGAGAGAGAGCGCUCCGACUGCUGUUCAUUAUUUUUCUGCUCUUCAGACAGCACUGGGGAUAUCUUAUAAUUUUUUUUCAUUAUUAUUUUAUUUCGGCAUUUUUUUUGUUCCCUCCGAUAAAAUGGCAAACAUAGAAAAAUGUUGACGGGCUUUGAUUUACAAUAAACAAUUUGCUCCCAGAGAUGCUUCUUGGUAUAUGAUGCAAACAAUCUUUCGUUCGGAGCCGAUGUCUGGAUGAGGAUUACAGGACCCUGCACACGAAUGGUGAUGUAGCCUCGUUAUUCAGAGCAACUUGGACCUAGUGGAUUUCACGGAUAUCGGAAACACUCGGGCGAUCGAAGAUCGUUGAGGGGCGGGGAGGGGGGGGGCACAAACAGUACAAUUCUAAUCAGCUUGGACCGGGACAGAGUCCGGACAAUGCUACACUGUGCCGACUGUGAGAAGCCUAUUCUGGACAGGUUCCUCCUCAAAGUUUUGGACCGACCGUGGCACAUCAAGUGCGUCCAGUGCUGCGAGUGCAAAUGUAGUCUGACAGAGAAGUGCUUCUCUAGGGAUGGGAGACUGUAUUGUAAGAAUGACUUCUUUAGGAGAUUUGGGACCAAGUGUGGAGGCUGCUCGCAGGGGAUUUUGCCCAGUGAUCUUGUCCGCAGGGCCAAGAGCAAAGUAUUUCACCUAAACUGUUUUACCUGUAUGAUGUGUAACAAGCAGCUGUCCACUGGUGAGGAACUGUACAUCCUGGACGAGUUCAAGUUUGUCUGCAAGGAGGACUAUCAGAACAACAACGGGAAGGACACAAUCCUCCUUUCAGUUACAACGUGCAGCGACCCGAGCCUCUCCCCGGACUCGCAAGACCCGCAGGACGACGGGAAGGACUCGGAGGGCGGACACGCGUCCGACAAGGAGGCGUGCGGCAACGACAACGACGAGCAGAGCGCCGUCGGCAAGCGACGCGGGCCUCGGACCACUAUCAAGGCCAAGCAGCUGGAGACACUGAAGGCUGCGUUCGCUGCCACACCGAAGCCCACUAGACACAUCCGGGAGCAGCUGUCCCGGGAGACCGGCCUAAACAUGAGGGUGAUCCAGGUUUGGUUCCAAAACCGGAGGUCCAAAGAGCGGCGCAUGAAGCAGUUGAGCGCGCUGAGCGCACGCAGACACGUCUUUUUCCGGAGUCCGAGGAGGAUGAGAGCUCUGGGAGAGAGACUGGAGCCAGGAGAGCUGGGCCAUUUCUCUUAUUAUGGAGAUUAUCCGGGUGACUACUACGGCUCAGGAGGGAAUUACGAGUACUUCCAAGGCCCGCCUUCGUCCCUGGCUCAGACCCCUGCAGAUUUGGGUUUUGUGCCCUCGACGGUCCCCGCCGGCACGCCGUUAGGAGGCAUGGACCACCACCACCACCAACACGCAGGGGUGGGACAGCACCACUGCGGCGCAGACGUUCCGUGCUUCUCGGACGGCACGUCGCACCACCCCGCGGACUCGCCCAGCCCGGAGCCCAGCGGGCCCGGUUCCAUUCACAGCAUCUCCAGCGAGAUGUGUGGCCCCGGCACGCCGUUCGCCGUGUCUCUCAAUGACAACGGAUACACCAACCAGCUGUCACAGCCCUCCUCGGAACUGAGUGAAGGCACUGCCUGGUAAUCUAACCAAUAGAAAGCACUUUUUAUUUAUUUAUUUAUUUAUUUAUUUAUUUAUUUAUUUAUUUAUUUAUUUAUCUAUCAUUAACGCAUUUCUUUUUGGCAACAGACAUCAAAAAAAGUUGCAAUGUGAAUGUCCACCAGUAUUUUCAGAAGUCUAGGCCUCAUUGAUCAAGCAAUAAACAAAUGCAACUAAAAGGGUUUUUUGUUAGUUUCAGAAGCUGGGCAGCAAAAGUCAUUAUCAACAAUCUCCAAACUCAGCCUCUUUGGAUUAGUCUGUGGUUUAAAGCAGAUUAGCAGACCCAAAGGUAGUUUAGGCUUCAUGAAAGUAACAAAGAGCUGUAACAAAAUUCUAAUGAGACCUGCAACAAACUUGCCCGGUAUAUCUUAAAAUAUGUGUUCAACUAAAUGAAUGUGACGUUGGUUUUAGGAGGACAAUGUAAAUGCAUUUAUUUGCUUUACUUUGUUUACAUUGCACUUUGUCUUCAGUUAAAUUUAUAAAAUUUUAAGGUAUUAUUUUACAUAAUAAUUUUGAAGUUUUUGCAGAACUGUCUUAGGAUGUAUUUGUCUGAGAUUCUAACAUGAACAUGCAUGAUACACUGUAUAUGUUUUAUACAAACUGUCACAAAAAACUCUGUCUCUUUGUAAUUAUGUGGAACGGGAUUUUAUCAUUUGGUUACAAAUCACAAACUAUGACUGUGACGCUUAAUUGAUCAAUACGGUAUGUCUCUCAGGACUGUGAUCAGAUUUCUUUUUGUAACGUCUUUACAUGUCUGCCUUUAGAAUGAUAUCUUUGUAAGUCUGAUGAUUUUAUAUUGGCGAAGAAAGAUGAUUUGGCCUCAACGUGAGUCCAACUGUAUGUGGCUUAUGAAGGAAUAAUGUACAGAACAGUAAACGGUUUUCUUAAGGCUCUGUUACUCGAGUGUUUGAUUUAGGUGAACUUAAUUCUUUCUGUUGGAAAGUUUAAGGCAAAACAUGGAUCCAGUCCUGCAUUUUAGCCAUCCAUUUCAUACAAGCUCAGCAAACUCUGUGAGAUGUUUUCAGCCUGAUUCAAAUGUAAAAUGUAUGGGUUUCACAGCACUCUAUGCUACAGGAAAUGUUUUCCCUACUACAAUAUAAGCUUUGCUGCCUUAUUGAUUAUUUUAAAAAAAGAAGUUUGUAAGCUGUUGAUCAAUUUGAGGGCUAAAAUGGUCCUUAUUAAGUUUAUUUAUAAAGAUACUGUAUAUACGGC